AGUGAGGCGACCAGAGAAUACAACCUAUGGUGCCACUUAGAGCAUUGUCUGGCCUUGGGGACUCCUAGCAAGCACUCUAUUAAGUCAACUGUCACUCUCAUUACGCUGGUCAAUUGUGAAGAAGGUACGCACUUAUUGGUAGGUCAAAAAAUUAGCACAAAAACCGACAGCACGAGCCUGCAAUUCCGCAGCGGCCUCGCUACUAAAAGCAAUAUGGCGGCCAAAGAAGAAGACGAUUAUAUGUCAGAUGCUUUUCUUUUGGGGCUGGAAGACACCAGACCUGGGCUUGCCUUUGGUGUAGCCGCUAGAGAGUACAAGAAAGAAGCUAAGAGAAAACAGAAAGAUGCACAGAACAAAACAAAGCCUUUGAAAGAACGAGAAAGCGAACGCAGGGAAAAGGCAUUGUCAAAUGCGAUAGAUAGUUCAAACAAAGGCUUUGCUCUCUUGGCGAAAAUGGGUUAUAAAGAAGGAAAGGGACUUGGAAAACAGGGAGAGGGUAGAAAAGAGCCUAUUCCGCUGUCAAUCAAGGAAGGUCGAGGAGGUUUGGGACAGGAAUCGGAGAUGAAACGAAAACAGGAACUUCAAGAGAAGUGUUUGAAAGUUGCACGAGAUAAACGAAUAAAACUUGAAGCGAAACAACGUGAGGACUUUAGGGAGAAACAGAAGGAAAUAUUUUCAAAUAAACUUGUCGAAAAAGAUUUGUUUCAAAGUCAAAAGGCAUGCGAACAGCUAGAUAAGGCUGAGAACAUGAGCUGCAAGGAAGUUUGGUUCUGGCCUGAAAGGUUGAAUGAAAAUGAAGAUGAUGAAAAUGAUGAAGUGUAUGAGGAAGAAGUGGAAGAAUUGGAGAGUUCAGAGAAACUUGUCAUACUUACAGAAUAUCUUAGAAGAACUCAUAAAUAUUGUAUUUGGUGUGGCACAUCUUAUACAGAUGAAGAGGACUUGGAUACGCAUUGUCCUGGAGAUACAUCGACCGCUCAUGAUUGAUGAGCAAUGACGAGAAAUUACACCUUCAGCAUUAUCAGCUAGCAAGAUCACGUGGAGUUUUACUUCAGGUAAAUAUCAGUGACAGUGCAUUAACAGUAGAUAAUCCUGUUGCCUAUGCUGGCCUGUUUUGGGGAUUCCGGUAACCUCAAUGCCAUAUAAAGAGUUCUGUGACUCAAUUUAUCCAAAUGAAGAAAAAACACUGUGGCACCAUAGUUGUGGGCAUGUUCCACAAGUUUGUAUUAUGAAAAUGAAGAACAAAAUCUAUCCUAAUCGAAAUCCAGUUUCCUUGAACAUCAAUUGACCAAUUAAGAACGAAGCUGUAAAUGUGAAAUGAGCUAAAGUGUUCAAAGCAAGCAGAACAUUUCCAUUUCACUCAAGGCUAGUUUCCCAUGUAGUAUGUUAUAGUCACAGACUUCAAAACUUUUCAUGUGUGUAAUGUUCAGUGAUACACCUAUCAC
Molecule: messenger RNA, 1442 nt
Organism: Dendronephthya gigantea
Lineage: Eukaryota; Metazoa; Cnidaria; Anthozoa; Malacalcyonacea; Nephtheidae
Product: G patch domain-containing protein 11-like
Exons: 6
Coding region: 214-984 (256 amino acids)
Cellular component (GO): kinetochore
Molecular function (GO): nucleic acid binding
Source: RefSeq, a predicted model, not a curated record